Molecule: messenger RNA, 2434 nt
Organism: Silurus meridionalis
Lineage: Eukaryota; Metazoa; Chordata; Actinopteri; Siluriformes; Siluridae
Gene: hmbsa
Product: hydroxymethylbilane synthase a
Exons: 14
Coding region: 191-1267 (358 amino acids)
Biological process (GO): heme biosynthetic process
Cellular component (GO): cytoplasm
Molecular function (GO): hydroxymethylbilane synthase activity
Source: RefSeq, a predicted model, not a curated record
GCCCCCACCUCUAAACCGUAUUGAGUCGGAAGUGAGUUACAGGGAGGUCACGAGGAUAUACUCUCGGUAGCUGGUGAAAAAAGUCCGCUAACUAUGCAGAAAAACACACUUUUCUCACUUUUAUGACUGGAACAUUUUUGCAUGAAAAAGCAACUUUUAUUGUCUUUGGACUUUCUGUUUGGCUAGGAAGAUGUCUCAAGACGUGAAUACUACUGAAGAAGAAAAUGGAAAAACCACUCGGAUUAUUCGCAUUGGAACCAGGAAAAGCCAGCUGGCUCGGAUCCAGACAGACAGUGUGGCUGAGACGCUGAAACAGCUCUACCCAGGCUUGCAGCUAGAGAUAGUUGCCAUGUCGACAGUCGGAGACAAAAUCCUUGACACUGCCUUAUCAAAGAUUGGAGAGAAGAGUCUGUUCACCAAAGAGCUGGAGAAUGCCCUUGAGAGAAAUGAGGUGGACCUCGUUGUGCACUCUCUAAAAGACCUUCCUACCUCACUGCCUCCUGGUUUCACGAUCGGCGCUGUUCUCCAACGUGAAAAUCCUCACGACGCUGUAGUACUGCAUCCAAAGAAUGCUGGACUCACUCUGGACGCGCUGCCAGAAAACAGUGUGAUUGGCACAAGUUCACUCCGCCGAGCUGCACAGCUGAAGAAAAGGUUCCCCCAGUUGGAAUUUGAAAACAUUAGAGGCAAUCUGAACACUCGUCUGAAGAAGCUGGAUGAGAAGGAUGACUAUGCUGCUAUUAUUCUGGCUGCAGCUGGUCUCAAGCGCAUGGGUUGGGAGAGCCGGAUCAGUCAGGUUCUGGGUCCUGAAGACUGCAUGUAUGCUGUAGGCCAGGGAGCGUUGGCUGUGGAAGUGAGAGCAAGAGACAAAGACAUCCUCAAGAUGGUGUCCAUCCUCCACCACCCUGACACUGUUCUGCGCUGCAUCUGUGAGAGGGCGUUCCUCAAGCAGCUGGAGGGAGGCUGCAGUGUACCUGUCGCUGUAUACACCGAAGUAAAGAACUCCGUGCUCUAUUUGACAGGUGCAGUUUACAGUCUGGAUGGUGCUGACUGCUUGAAGGACACCAUGCAAACCAUCAUUGAACACGAUAACACGGUGCACGACAGCGCAGAAGAGCACGCUCAUGUCGGAGUCACGGCCAACAGCAUUUCGCUGACUGCUCUGGACGCUGCCGAGAACCUGGGUGUUGAUCUUGCCAACCUGCUGCUCAGUAAAGGAGCCAAGGACAUCCUUACUACGGCCAGACAGCUCAACGAUGUCCGAUAACGGCUUCACUCGGGCCGCCAGCCAAUCCUGAUCUACGGGACACAGUUAACACUGCCAACAUAAAAAAUGCACACACACAUAUUCAAACUAAAGGUCAUAGGUGUAAACAGUGCUCUUUAAAUGAUUGUAUGGCUCAAUUCUGAAUACAUUGAUGUUUAGAUAUAUAUAUUUUAGAUCAAAACCAUGUUACAUACUGAAUUCUUCAUUAUUAUGACAAAGUAAAUAACUCGGGCUCAGGGAAAAAAGGUUCUACAGGGUUUUUACAUCUAACCUUUUUAUCUGGAGUAUAGCUGGUGCUCAAAAGAGACCUGGCACAGAUUAUAGGUCCAGUAGACAUCAAUAGGCUUGAAGGAACAAUCCUUUAACCCGUGAACACAUUUUUUCUAUGCUAGCCAAAACCUCGUGUUCAUUUUUUUUGUUUUGUUUUUGUCACACCAUAACACAGCAUGUGUACCAUGUAUACAUACAGAUACAGAUUCUAAAAUGUAUACUGAGGUUUAAGAUUGAUGCCAGUUAUAGGUUAUAAAGGUACAGCUGUGCAUUAUAUAUGAAUCUAUUACAGCAUGUCACAGAAGGUUGGUUGUGUUUGAGUUCAUUUAAUAAGAAAAAUAUAUUGAUCGAAUUUAACACACUCCAAAACACAGGCCAUGCUGAUAAAUUUCACAAAAUGAAAUCAAUCCAUAUUUGAGAUUUUUAUCUUUGCCUUGUUAUUUUAUUAAAAGUCACCUGUGGCAUUAGUAUUUUUUCCAUUUCUACCUCAGCAAAGCUGCUCUACUCUCAACAUCAGCUCAGCCUGUGUUUUUGCAGACUCAACCACCACCCCCACCACGUGGUUGUGUUCAUUUCAGCAUGGAAAUUAUAUCAACAUGCACUGCUAAUAUAAAAAAACUUUAGACAGAACAUUUUUAGACAUUAAAUGUGUCUUGGUUAUUAAAACCAAUGCAGAAAUGCUUCAAUCCAGAGCUGUGAUGUGUGUUCAGGAAGUAAAGUAAACAUGGCUGGAUUGCUCUCAGUAAAAAAGGUAAAGACUCGCUAUUCAAUACUGAAUCACUCAUGGGUUGGGUCUGAGGCCAGUAAAAAAGGUUUUAUACACACACACACCCCUAUGACCAGAUAUGUGCCUUGAAUCUAAUGAAGAAAAAAAUGAAUAAAACGACUUAAAUUCGA